UUUAGGCUUUACUUUGUGUUUUAUACUUUAAAUGAUUUCUAUUUAUGUUUGUAAAUAAAGAAUUAAAAAUAUUAUAACAAUUUUAUUUAGUCUUGUAGUAUUUAUAAAUAGUGUUAAUUAUGGCUCAAUCUCAUUUUUCAUUGUCAUGGGAUGCGUUUCCGACGAAUAUUUGCAACGGCUUGAGUGCUCUUCAACAGAAUGGAGACUUUGUGGAUAUGACCCUGGCUGCGGACGGCCAUUUUGUCAAAGUGCAUCAAGUUAUAAUGGCCCUCGCUAGUCCGUUCAUAAAAGAUAUUCUCAGUUCUAUGACAUGUACACAUCCUGUCAUAUUUUUAAAUAAAAUAUCCUACACAACAUUAAGGUCCAUACUUGAAUAUAUAUAUACAGGAGAAGUGCUGGUGCCCUGCGACCACCUCAGUGAGUUAAUACAAGCUGGACGGGAGCUACACAUUAAAGGACUUGAGGAUAUGAAUAUGCACACAAAUUCGGAGUCAAAAGAGCGCCUAUUGAACAAUACAACCGUGGACUCAAUGGAUGAAGAGAUUUGUUAUUUCGAAAUAGCCGAACCAAAAAGUGUGGAAUCCAAAUCUAAUGUAUCGGAUAUUGUAAGCACAACUAAAUUAGAAGAGAUAACAGUUGAAGAGCAUUACGGUGACGGCGCAGAGGAAUAUAACGUUAACGACACAAUCAUGUCAACGAACGAACCGACCAGCGACAAGAUAGAGAAUGUUGUUACUUGUAAAAAAGUUGACCCAAGCAACGUGAGCGUGAUGCAGUACACGGUGUCGAACCAGGGCUCGUUGCAGAUGAUACUGAACCGGUUCGUGUACUACCUGAAACACACGAACAGGAACAACACGCGGCAGUGGCGCUGCGUGGACUACGUCAGCAGCAUCAAGUGUCCCGCGCACGUUGUCACCAGGGGAGACAUCGUACUACAGAGGAUCUCAGUACACACACAUCCGUUCCACGACAAAAAGAUAUUAAAAAAAGUGAAAAAUGGCGCCGUAUUCUCAGCGUUAACGGACGCGGAGCGAGAAGGCAACCAAAAGAGACGAGCAUACGUGUCCAGUGUAGAUAAUUAGUAGAAUUAAAUAGUAUACUUCUAUAUUCGUUGUAUUAUUAAUUUUACCAAGUUA
Messenger RNA from Achroia grisella, 1139 nucleotides. RefSeq lists its product as uncharacterized. Gene Ontology annotation, biological process: regulation of transcription by RNA polymerase II. Lineage: Eukaryota; Metazoa; Arthropoda; Insecta; Lepidoptera; Pyralidae. The transcript has 7 exons. The record is from RefSeq and is a predicted model, not a curated record. Gene Ontology annotation, cellular component: nucleus. Gene Ontology annotation, molecular function: protein binding. The coding region runs from base 120 to 1085 and encodes 321 amino acids.